This is a messenger RNA of Cherax quadricarinatus, 1821 nucleotides long. It is a transcript of the gene GlcAT-I, whose product is annotated as Glucuronyltransferase I. Gene Ontology annotation, cellular component: Golgi membrane. The record is from RefSeq and is a predicted model, not a curated record. Gene Ontology annotation, biological process: carbohydrate metabolic process; chondroitin sulfate proteoglycan biosynthetic process. Gene Ontology annotation, molecular function: galactosylgalactosylxylosylprotein 3-beta-glucuronosyltransferase activity. Lineage: Eukaryota; Metazoa; Arthropoda; Malacostraca; Decapoda; Parastacidae.
AUUACCCCAACAACAAGAAGACGGUCCAAGUUAAUUUGCAAGUGACGUUGAUUGCAACAAGCAACUGUAGUGACCACAGACAACAUUGAACCAUCACAACGAGAGUCACAACUCGUCCAGUCAUCAGGAGGAGAAAUAUCCAAGUAAACUGCAGUAUUGUGAAGAAGCUGAGAUUUGUUCACCGGAUGUGGAUGAUAAAUAUCGUGUGAGAACUGUUACAAUACUACAGUUAUGAUUGUGGGAAGAAAUUGCCUUAUAGCAAGGGUGAACUGGUCCAUCACAUCACGAGGAAAUAUUUUAACUUACCGUGUGUGAUGAUAAUCUCAGGGGAAUACAAGCAUUUUUAAAGUGAAGCAUCAUGCCGUUAAAUCCAUAUUUCAUCAAGAGACGAGUGAGGAAAUGGUGGCCAUACAUUGCAGUUCUAGUACUCAUCGCUAUUGGAUAUUAUAAAGGAAUAUUUAACCAGAUCUCAAGUUCAUCAGCAUCAGAUGCUUUUGAAGAGCAGACAAGAAACACUAUGAAAGAAGUGUUUUCUUUGCAAAGACAAGUGAAGCUGCUGAAAUCUGUGAUCAAGCGUUACUCUAUACCAGAGAAAGAGUACUCAGACGUUCUGUUACCCGUUAUUUACGUUAUCACUCCUACAUAUGCCCGACCUCACCAGAAAGCAGAAUUAACAAGGUUGAAGAGCGUGUUCCUCCAUGUGCCAGCAUUACACUGGGUUGUCGUCGAAGAUGCUCCACACAAGUCACAGAUGGUAUCAGAAUUUUUGAAGCUGUCUGGUCUGACGUACACACAUCUGCACCAGCUAACUCCAGAUGAUUGGAAGCUAAAAAGCAAUGAUCCAAACUGGAGGAAGCCCAGGGGAGUUUUACAGAGGAAUGCAGGUCUCAAAUGGCUCCGUAGAAAAUUCAUGUACGACGGUGACCCAAGGGGAGUAGUCUACUUUGCAGAUGAUGAUAACACUUAUAGCAUAGAAUUGUUUACCGAGAUGCGGGACACUCGGACAGUGUCAGUAUGGCCGGUGGGCUUAGUUGGAGGAGUGAUGGUGGAGCGUCCUCAAGUGAGCACCAUCGGCACAGGUCCUCGUGUAACAGGCUGGCUUACUGGCUGGAAGACAAACCGUCCAUUUGCUACAGACAUGGCUGGCUUUGCUGUUAAUUUAGCUUUACUGUUAAAGAAAACAAAAGUUGAAUUCAGCCUAAAUUCACCAAUUGGAUAUUUAGAAAGCAAUUUUUUGGAGAAGCUAGUAACACUGGAUCAACUAGAACCAAAGGCAGAACUUUGCACUAAGGUAUAUGUGUGGCACACAAGAACUGAGAAGCCCAAUAUGAAGGAUGAGGAAAGGCUGAGGAAAGAAGGAAAAGCAACAAAUGAAGGAAUUGAAGUCUAGAAUAAGGAUAGUAAUGGAAUCCUCUGUUUGUACCUGUUAUAUUGUCUUAUUUCCCUUAGGUAAAUUAAUGAACAGGGUAAGUAUAUAUAUACAUGGGUAAGGGGCUUGGACUUCCAGCAAGCGUGCGUGAGCGUGUUAGAUAGGAGUGAAUGGAGACGAAUGGUACUUGGGACCUGACGAUCUGUUGGAGUGUGAGCAGGGUAAUAUUUAGUGAAGGGAUUCAGGGAAACCGGUUAUUUUCAUAUAGUCGGACUUGAGUCCUGGAAAUGGGAAGUACAAUGCCUGCACUUUAAAGGAGGGGUUUGGGAUAUUGGCAGUUUGGAGGGAUAUGUUGUGUAUCUUUAUAUGUGUAUGCUUCUAGACUGUUGUAUUCUGAGCACCUCUGCAAAAACAGUGAUAAUGUGCGAGUGUGGUGAAAGUGUUGAAUGAUG